Musca domestica (house fly) is the source of this 607-nucleotide messenger RNA. RefSeq names its product acyl-coenzyme A thioesterase 13. The record is from RefSeq and is a predicted model, not a curated record. Gene Ontology annotation, molecular function: fatty acyl-CoA hydrolase activity. The transcript has 2 exons. NCBI's taxonomy places the organism in Eukaryota, Metazoa, Arthropoda, Insecta, Diptera, Muscidae. Bases 54 to 488 code for a protein of 144 amino acids.
AUGUAAUUUUAGUUUUAUUCUUGCUUCAAUAGUGUGGAAAUCGCUGGCCGAAAAUGUCUGCGAAACGUGGAGUAGAUUUUUUAAAAACUGUUGCCGACUAUAUGGCCAAAACAAGUGGACAUGAUGCAAUUACGAAUGUGUUUAAAGUCACCGGAGGCGGAGAUGGCCGAUGUAUUGGCGAAUUUACAAUUACCAAAGCUCAUUUAAAUGCCGCUGGUGGCUUGCAUGGAGGUUACACGGCCACAAUGAUUGACAAUGUAACAACUUAUGCCUUAAUGUCUACUGACGCUCAUCCUGGUGUCAGUGUCGAUCUGAAUGUCAGCUAUAUGAAAUCGGCCAAAGAAGGUGAAGAGAUUAUUGUGGAUGCAAACACCCUAAAAGUUGGCAAAAAAUUGGCUUUCAUCGAGUGUGUAUUGAAGAAAAAGUCGGAUGGUUCGAUUGUGGCCAAGGGUGGACAAACUAAAUUCAUUGAUUUUAACAAAGAAUAAUAGGUUUUUUUUUUUUUAUUUCAUGCAAUUUGUAUUAUAUGACUUGGGCUCUUGGUAUUUAACGUUCUUGGGUAUAUCAAAUAAAAUACAUGUGGCAACGCCCUAAGAGGCUGAACAUA